Messenger RNA from Phodopus roborovskii (desert hamster), 1844 nucleotides. RefSeq names its product solute carrier family 39 member 8 (gene Slc39a8). Gene Ontology annotation, biological process: intracellular zinc ion homeostasis; zinc ion import across plasma membrane. The record is from RefSeq and is a predicted model, not a curated record. Gene Ontology annotation, molecular function: zinc ion transmembrane transporter activity. Lineage: Eukaryota; Metazoa; Chordata; Mammalia; Rodentia; Cricetidae. Gene Ontology annotation, cellular component: membrane. The transcript has 9 exons. The coding region runs from base 382 to 1770 and encodes 462 amino acids.
AAUCGCUCCCCUUCCACGUCUGCCGCGGGAAAGUAAAGCCUCAAGACAGGAAGAGGAGUUGGGGUUGCACAGUCAGAGAGGAUUUAGUUCUCCGAAGUGUGGCGCGGUUGGGGCUUUAUAUCCGGGACAAGCGAGUGUCACCACACUGCUCCACAGGAGGCCCGGAGGGGCCACGCUGCCUAUCGCCUCCUGGCUGUGCUAGCUCUUCAAUGCCCUGAAGGUCUGAGGCUGCAGAGGACGGGGCACCGAGUGUCUCGCUAACUGGGCCAGGCAGUGACGCGGGACCGGCGGCCCUCCCACCCCCAGGGCACCGACACCGGGGCACCCGCGCGGGUCUCUGCAGCCGCCAGCUCUGCUGCGGCGCGCUCCACGAGUUCCACGAUGACUCCCGGCCGGGCAGUGGCCGGGUUGCUGCUGCUGGCGGCCACCGGCCUGGGACACCCUGCGGAGCGGCCGGAGCUAGCGUUCAGCGAGGACGUGCUGAGCGUGUUCGGAGCCAACCGGAGCCUGUCGGCCGAGCAGCUCGGGCGCCUGCUGGAGCGGUUGGGGGCUGCACCCCACCAGGGAGCGCUGCAGCUGGGACAGCUGCACUUCAACCAGUGCUUGUCAGCAGAAGACAUCUUUUCUCUUCAUGGCUUCUCGAAUGCUACCCAGAUAACCAGCUCGAACUUCUCUGCUAUCUGCCCUGCGAUCUUACAGCAGCUGAACUUUCAUCCCUGUGAGGAUCAGCCGAAGCACAGUGCAAAGCCCAGUAUUUCCGAAGUCUGGAGCUAUGGAAUCCUGUCGGUGACAAUUAUUAACUUGGCAUCUCUCUUGGGACUGAUUUUGACCCCAUUAAUAAAGAAGUCUUACUUCCCCAAGAUUUUGACUUAUUUUGUGGGGUUGGCUAUUGGGACUCUUUUCUCAAAUGCCAUUUUCCAGCUUAUUCCAGAGGCAUUUGGAUUUAAUCCAAAAAUUGACAAUUAUGUUGAGAAGGCGGUUGCUGUGUUUGGUGGAUUUUACAUGCUUUUCUUUGUUGAAAGAACACUUAAGAUGCUACUGAAAACAUAUGGACAGAAUGACCACACCCACUUCGGGAAUAAUGACUUUGGUUCUAAAGAAAAAGCUCAUCAACCCAAAACGUUACCAUUGCCUGCAAUCAAUGGUGUGACAUGCUAUGCCAAUCCUGCUGUCACAGAGCCUAAUGGACACAUCCACUUUGACACUGUCAGUGUAGUGUCCCUCCAGGAUGGAAGAACAGAGUCAAGUUCAUGCACCUGUUUGAAGGGGCCCAAACUAUCAGAGAUUGGAACAAUUGCCUGGAUGAUCACCCUUUGUGAUGCUCUCCACAACUUCAUCGAUGGUUUGGCAAUUGGGGCAUCUUGUACUUUGUCUCUUCUUCAGGGACUCAGUACUUCCAUAGCUAUCCUGUGUGAGGAGUUUCCUCAUGAGUUAGGGGACUUUGUGAUCUUGCUCAAUGCGGGGAUGAGCACUCGACAAGCCUUGCUAUUCAACUUCCUUUCUGCAUGUUCCUGCUAUGUUGGGCUAGCGUUUGGCAUUUUGGUGGGCAACAAUUUUGCUCCAAACAUUAUAUUUGCACUUGCUGGAGGCAUGUUCCUCUACAUUUCUCUGGCAGAUAUGUUUCCAGAGAUGAACGACAUGCUGAGAGAAAAAGUAACUGGAAGAAAAACGGAUUUCACCUUUUUCAUGAUCCAGAACGCCGGGAUGUUAACUGGGUUCAGCGCCAUCCUGCUCAUCACCUUGUAUGCAGGGGAAAUAGAAUUGCAGUAGCCAGAAGUGGAACAUAGCGUUGUUGAAGGGAUUGAAUAAGAAAUAACGCAAAACAUCUCCAAAGGGAUUUUUUU